Messenger RNA from Thalassophryne amazonica, 2512 nucleotides. RefSeq lists its product as uncharacterized. Gene Ontology annotation, molecular function: proton-transporting ATP synthase activity, rotational mechanism. The record is from RefSeq and is a predicted model, not a curated record. Lineage: Eukaryota; Metazoa; Chordata; Actinopteri; Batrachoidiformes; Batrachoididae. Gene Ontology annotation, biological process: proton motive force-driven mitochondrial ATP synthesis. The transcript is spliced from 5 exons. Bases 253 to 1980 code for a protein of 575 amino acids.
UAACGUGUAGAGUCCCGUUAUAAACCAUCUCACAGGCAUCCAUUUUGAACAUCAAAAGUUUGGUAAUAUCGGAGUAUUUUGGGGACGGUUUUGUGAUUUAUGUUCAGGCUUUUGUCUUGCUACCUAAAGGGUCUUUACGCGGCGAGAAAACGUGUUGACUUAAAAAGUAUUAACACGAGCCGUUGAUGGGAUAAAUUUAACUUUACAGACCGGUUAAUGCUGAUAAAAAAAGACUGUAUAUUGCUAAAAUGAAUGAUAACAUUUGGAGCACGCAUUAUUCUGGGUAGCUGCUCAGGCACGUGCAAAAUGAGCCCAGAGGUUUGCCCGUUCUGUGGAAAAACAUUCAAAAGAUUGAAGGCCCAUCUACCUCACUGCAAGGCAGCAGCACAUAAUCCUCCAACAGAGCAAAAUGACUCCACAAAUCAGAAGACAUCCUCGCCAUUGCUGUCAACGGGUGUCGUCUUGUCCAAAACAUCAGCAAAGGGAACUAAAUCCAGGAAGGUGCCGUUGGUGGCAGCAGAGCAACAAACAAAGAUGAGUAAAAAGGAAUCAAACAUAACACCGCCGUUAACAGAGAAUACAACACAGUCAUCAACUUUGCUAUCAUCCCCGAGUUCAAAUUCACCUCCUUCAGCUAAGAAGAAGAAACAAAAGUUGACUGAUUACAUCACGGCAGCCACUGUACCAUCAUCCCCCCCUCUGUCAGUCUCUUUACCUGAGCCAGAAGAAAAAAGAAUCCAAUCACUGGCAGAAGCUUCAAAGUCAAAACAGUUUUCCAACGGCUCACCACAAGGAACAAGAUCUGCCUUUGUGGACCUGCUGACGAACUCCACCAUCUCCAGAGCCACACCCCAGACUGAGACCAAAGCUAACCCAGACAAAGUUCCACAUAACACCUCUUUAUCCUCAAACACCAAACCCACAAGGCCCCUCAAAAAGAGAUCAAAGGACAAGGCUACUCAGGCAGUUCCCACAACUGAAGCUUCUUCUGCUUCCCUUGACUCAAAAGGGAAGGAAGAUAGACCAAGACCUUGUGCAGGAGACACAAACUGGCUGUGUGAGGAGAAUAAGGAGGAUUUACCUGGGAUUGAGAGUUUCUGGAGUCCAGGAAACGGUCAUCAGGCCAGGAUUAUCCUCCAGGAUGUUAAAGCUGCUUUAGGCCGGUCUAAAGGCAGUAGUCAGUCCAGCAGACUGGACGUCUUCAGCAAGAUAAAAACUGAUGAUGAUCUAAGCAGCAACAAUAGACAAGGUAUGAAUCCUGACCCAGCUCCAGUUGGGAAUCGAACAAAUCCUGCAGCACCAUCAGACUGGGUGUCCUGCACCAGUUCACAACCUGUGGAGAGAACUGCGAACAAGAACAAGAAGGAAACUAGAACGUGUGAGUUUGAUUUACAAGAUGAUGGUUCCCGUCAGCAGGAACUAAACUCUGCGCAUUCCGUCCGCAGUCACUAUCCACUGCCUCUGGUGAGCCAGUUGAAGGCACUGACCACGAUCAAAGGCGUUAAGGUGGGCCAUCACAUGGCAGAAGUCCUCCCAACACAGACAUCACUCACACAGACUGUUAAAGAACGAGCAGCAGAAUCCUGUUCCAGGUCUGUUUUCCCAGUCGUUCAGCGAUCUGGUGCUGCGCGGGUGGACACGUGGAGAUCCAGUGAAGGGAUGACAAAUGGGAGGCCACUCCUCGAGUUUGGGAAGAUAAACACGGCUGAUAAUGCAACUGAAGAUACUCUGACACGGCGGACUCUCGGACAGGUGCGACUGAAUGAACUGCCCGAGUGGCUGGCCAGCAAAACCCCGAGAAGUCCGAGAGAUAUCGUGGAAAUGGCACAAAGAGGCUGGCAGUGGUACUACAGGCGGUAUAUUGACGUGAAGAAAGGAGGCGUGGGCGGAGUCAGCAUGCUGUUAGUGGGAUACUGUGUGCUCAGCUACAUCUGGAGCUACCCGCAUAUAAAGCGUGAUCGUUGGAGGAAGUACCACUGAGGUCAGAGGAAGCUGGUUGGAAGAGCGUGCCUGCAUGAGGAAAUAGCGCCACCAAGUGUCACUGAAUGUUUCAUCCUUCAGGCGCAUGUGGAUAAAGACCACAAAUCUUCUGCAGGUGUUUGGACCGUAGUUAUCUCCAUUUGUUCUCCUCGCAGACUACUAAUUAAGUGGAAUAGUUAAUGACUCACUAACUCCAUGAACUUCUAAAGCUAAGUCUUUGUGCACUGCAGAUGAUUGAGUUAAGCAGUAAUUUGCUCUUGUUUUUUAUUUCUCUGUAUAUCUGUACUUAAAUAACAUCCUCUAUAAUUUUAUGUUGGUUUUUGAAUGUCAUCUGUUGAUUUGAUUUGGUGAAGGGAAACAGAUUUAGGUCAACAAAUAUUUGUUCACUGGGUAAAAUAAAGUGUUUUAAUUUAUUUCAGGCGGCAUAUUGAACGUAUUUAAUGAACGUGAGCUCAAUGUGUAAACUUUAAUAUUUUAUUGCAUCCCCCAAGGACGUAAAUAAAAUCAUCGGCAUUUAUUUAUUUGUGUCUGU